AUGGAGGAGAGGUGGAGCAGAGAUGGAGGAGAGAUGGAGGAGAGGUGGAGGAGAGAUGGAGGAGAGAUGGAGGUGAGGUGGAGCAGAGAUGGAGGAGAGAUGGAGGAGAGGUGGAGGAGAGAUGGAGGAGAGAUGGAGGAGAGGUGGAGCAGAGAUGAAGGAGAGAUGGAGGAGAGGUGGAGGAGAGAUGGAGGAGAGAUGGAGGAGAGGUGGAGCAGAGAUGGAGGAGAGAUGGAGGAGAGGUGGAGGAGAGAUGGAGGAGAGAUGGAGGUGAGGUGGAGCAGAGAUGGAGGAGAGAUGGAGGAGAGGUGGAGGAGAGAUGGAGGAGAGAUGGAGGAGAGGUGGAGCAGAGAUGGAGGAGAGAUGGAGGAGAGGUGGAGGAGAGAUGGAGGAGAGAUGGAGGAGAGGUGGAGCAGAGAUGGAGGAGAGAUGGAGGAGAGGUGGAGGAGAGAUGGAGGAGAGAUGGAGGAGAGGUGGAGGAGAGAUGGAGGAGAGAUGGAGGAGAGGUGGAGCAGAGAUGAAGGAGAGGUGGAGGAGAGAUGGAGGAGAGAUGGAGGAGAGGUGGAGGAGAGAUGGAGGAGAGAUGGAGGAGAGGUGGAGCAGAGAUGGAGGAGAGAUGGAGGGGAGGUGGAGGAGAGGUGGAGCAGAGAUGGAGGAGAGAUGGAGGAGAGGUGGAGCAGAGAUGGAGGAGAGAUGGAUGUGGGCUGA
This is a messenger RNA of Knipowitschia caucasica, 708 nucleotides long. The record is from the annotation of a GenBank genome assembly. NCBI's taxonomy places the organism in Eukaryota, Metazoa, Chordata, Actinopteri, Gobiiformes, Gobiidae.